This is a messenger RNA of Schistosoma turkestanicum, 2727 nucleotides long. The record is from the annotation of a GenBank genome assembly. Lineage: Eukaryota; Metazoa; Platyhelminthes; Trematoda; Strigeidida; Schistosomatidae.
CUUGUAUCGGUGGGUUGAGCGUUUGACCUUGUGGUUUCGAUUGUCUUGCCUGGGAAUUUUGAUAUAUUCGGCGAGUCGAUGAGAUGUCUGUUCCUCCCCCUCCUCCCCAGCUUAAAUCUAACGGACCGCCUCCGAAACAAGCAUGUGACUCUUCAGGUCCUGCUUUUCUGGCUGAUAUCAGGGCAGGUCGAUCUCUUAAAAAGGUUCCAGAUUCCGAAAAGAGGGAUAGGAGUGCUCCUUUAGCAUCAAAGCCAACAGAUCGAACUAAUGAAAGCACUGCUUCAGGUCCAACACCUGUUGGUCCACCUAUUGGUCUUCCAAAUCCUUUUGCGGGUGGUGUGCCAAAAUUAAAAUCUGUCGGUUCAUUAGAUGCUGCACGUAAUAAUGCAAUGCAAAAUGUAUCUACAAAACAGUCUAGUUAUGGAUACAUAAAAAGUCAUGCACCACCACCUCCUCCUCCACCUUCAUCUCCGCCUCCGACUACAUCAUCUGUAGCUCGGAAUAACUUUUCAUCAUCAUCGUUGUCUUCAUCUUCGUCGACAACUCUAACUUCAACUACUUAUCAAACAAAUCAUCGUAUAACUCCAACGGCGAAUAAUAAUGCUACAGCUGUUCGUAAUGGAUCAUCAGCACCGACACCGAGACCUAUUGCUCCUCCAACUCCUGCUAGACCGUCAAUUACAAAGAAAAACUCUAAUUCUUCUUUUGAUAAUAACUAUCCUAGGUACAAUUUUUCUAAAAAUUUAUCAUCUAGUGAAAAUAAUCAAUCAACUCCAUCUGUUGUUUCAAAUCCACCACCAGUACAAGUUGUAAUGCUUUCAUCAAAACCAACAUCAUUAUCAUCAUCGUCAUCAACAACUUAUCCGUCGCCAGUAACUUCUCAUCAAUUAGGAAAAACGAUGACUAUACAUGAAAAUAAUGAUAAUAAUAAUAAUGUUAGCAAUGGUAAUAAUACUGUUAAUGAUAUGAAUGGUACUCCUGCUGCACCUCCCCCACCAUCUGGACGUUCUCCGCGACGAAAACCAAGUAGUUCAAAUCGUUAUCAGCGGGUUGGUUCAACAAAUACAGAUGUCAAUGGUAUACCUGUUGGUCAGUCAACUAAAGUUAUACGUAUUUCAUCAAAUGUCAAUGGGAAUAUAACUGAUCAAUCAUCUUCACCAUCUCUACCUAUUGGUAAUCCGUGCUUACCUUCAGCUGUGCGUGAUGCGAUCAAUCACACUCUGAAUUCACGUGCACAUCCAACACCGCCGCCACCGCCACCACCGUCGUCGUUCUCUCAACAACCAUCAUCAUUAUCUUCAAUGAAUAAUUACAAUAGUAAUAAUAAUAACAACAAUAUUGCUAAUUUGGUUCGUAAUUUUGAAAGUCGUUUCACUUUUCAUGAUAUUGGUCAUUUACCUGUACCGAAAUCAUAUCAAGGUCCUAAAAGUUAUCGUGUUGGUAGUAUUAACAAUAGUAGUAUGAAUAAUAGUAAUAUCAGCAGCAUUCACAAUCAUCAAAUGCCUUAUCGAGUAGCUCCUUCAGCGCCUAGAAAUUAUUAAAGCUGUUCUUUUGAUUUGGAUCAGUUUUUUAUUUUAAUAAAAAAAGAUUGUUUUACACUACUCAAAAAAAAACAAAUUACAAAGAUAUUUAUCUGUCUCCCUUACUGGAUUUCAUAACUAUUUUGGGAGCAAUAUAUAUAUAUAUAUAUACAUCAUAUACAACCAUUGUGAUUGAUUUUAAUUUCUUUGGACCAACCCUUAAUUUUUGUAUUGUUCAUUAUGAUCAUUUUUUUGAGGCAAAAACAAGCACACACACAAAUUGUUUUUAUUCUUCUUUCCUGUUUUUGUAUUUCUUACAGUGCUGCUAAAUAAUUUUUUUCCAUUCUAAACAGUGUAUUAAUUCAUGAACAUGGUAGUGAUGUAACGUAUAUAUAUGCAAUACAUAUUGAAUAUAUUUUCUGAUGUUAGUAGUAAUAGUAGUAGUAUUAGUAGUGUCAUUUUUUCACUCAUCUAUAUCUUCAUCAUUUCACUCGUGUACUUGUUUGAAAAACCUGCAAACCGACUAACAUGACUGUGAUCCAGAUCAGUAAUUCUUUAUUAUCUCUUUAAUAUAUUCCUCCCUCCCUCACUCACCCGCACACACACACACACACUCAUCUAUGUAUAUGUAUGUAAUGAUCGAUGUAAUCAGGGGUGUUGUUCACUGCUCUGUCCACCAGGAGUUAUGUUUUAUAAUCUUUGUAUCUCUAAUUUUCUAAUUAUUUUCCAUACUGUUUGUUUUUUUUUCUAAUGAAAAAAUAUUAAAAAAUCUAUUCGCUUUACGAUCAUUAUUAUUAUGAUUAUUAUUGCAAUCAUUAUUUUGCUAAGUAUUGUUUUCUUGUAAUAAUCAUGGAGAAAACGACUCAAAGGACUCCCCCCGAAUGUUGUAUUAUUUCAUUUGUGAACAUGGGUGUCCAAAAAUAAAGCAUAACAAUUAAUAAACGCAGUAUUUUUUCUCCCUAUUCAUUUUGUUUUUCAGCUUUUAAAUUAGUUUUCGAAAAGAAAAAAAGAUUUUCAGCUUAGUUUAGUUUUGUCAUUGUGUUGGUUAGUUUUUUUUUGUUUUGUGAGAAAGUAGCGUGUGUGUGUGUGUUUGUGUGUGAAUGGAGAUGAAAGACAGUCAAGAAGUUAGUUUGUAUUCUGUAACUUUGCUUCGUAUGUGCUGAAUAUUGUUUCGUAAUUGUAUGUUGGGUAACCCGUGAAAAUAUUG